Messenger RNA from Scomber scombrus (Atlantic mackerel), 1386 nucleotides. It is a transcript of the gene gabrg1, whose product is annotated as gamma-aminobutyric acid type A receptor subunit gamma1. NCBI's taxonomy places the organism in Eukaryota, Metazoa, Chordata, Actinopteri, Scombriformes, Scombridae. The transcript has 9 exons. Gene Ontology annotation, cellular component: GABA-A receptor complex; dendrite membrane; synapse. The record is from RefSeq and is a predicted model, not a curated record. Gene Ontology annotation, molecular function: transmitter-gated monoatomic ion channel activity involved in regulation of postsynaptic membrane potential; GABA-A receptor activity; inhibitory extracellular ligand-gated monoatomic ion channel activity. Gene Ontology annotation, biological process: monoatomic ion transmembrane transport; synaptic transmission, GABAergic; signal transduction. The coding region runs from base 1 to 1386 and encodes 461 amino acids.
AUGAAGCGGCUGCUUGUGAGGGCUGUGCGGGACAAAGCCAUGAACCCCUGGCUGCUCUUCGCUCUCCUCGGACUCUGUGCAGCGUUUGGGCCCAGUCAACAGGAAGACGAGGAUUAUGAAGAUGUACCCAUAAAUAAGACCUGGGUUUUAUCACCCAAGGUCUAUGAGAGCGACGUGACUUUGAUUCUAAAUAAACUGCUGGAGGGCUACGACAACAAACUGCGGCCUGACAUUGGAGUGAGGCCAACAGUGAUCGAAACAGCUGUGUAUGUCAACAGCAUUGGACCAGUAGACCCCAUAAACAUGGAAUACACCAUUGAUAUCUUCUUUGCCCAGACAUGGUAUGACAGCCGACUGAAAUUCAACAGCUCGAUGAAGUUGCUCAUGCUCAACAGUAACAUGGUAGGCAAAAUAUGGAUUCCGGACACAUUCUUCAGAAAUUCCCGGAAAUCAGAUGCCCACUGGAUCACCACUCCAAACCGCCUCCUAAGGCUAUGGAGCAAUGGAAGAGUGAUGUACACACUGAGGUUGACUAUUAAUGCGGAGUGUUACCUUAAGCUGCAUAACUUUCCAAUGGAUGAGCACUCGUGUCCACUGGAGUUUUCAAGCUAUGGUUAUCCAAAGAAUGAGAUCAUGUACCGGUGGCAGAGACGAGCAGUGGAGGUAGCAGACCAGCGGUACUGGAGACUCUACCAGUUUGCUUUUGUAGGGUUGAGGAACACCUCUGACGUGGCGCACACCCAGUCAGGGGAAUAUGUCAUUUUGACGAUCUUUUUUGACCUGAGUCGGAGAAUGGGCUACUUUACCAUCCAGACCUACAUUCCCUGCAGUAUGAUCGUUGUCUUGUCCUGGGUCUCCUUUUGGAUCAACAAGGAUGCUGUCCCAGCCCGCACAUCUUUAGGUAUCACCACAGUGCUCACCAUGACAACUCUAAGUACCAUCUCCAGGAAGUCCCUCCCCAAGGUAUCCUAUGUCACUGCUAUGGAUUUGUUCGUCUCUGUCUGCUUCAUCUUUACCUUCGCUGCCCUCAUGGAGUACGGCACUCUGCACUACUUCACCAGCAACAGACAGACCAAGAAGUCUAAAGCCAACAAUAACACACAGCAAAAAGCAUCUAGCAUGGUCAAUAUCCGCCCUGGCACGUCCCUGCUACAGAUGAACAACAUUGUGCCCUAUCAUGAGGAGGAUGACUAUGCCUACGAGUGUUUGGAUGGAAAAGACUGUGCCAGCUUCUUCUGCUGUUUCGAUGACUGCCGCUCAGGUGCCUGGCGUGAAAACAGGAUGCAUGUACGAGUUUCCAAGAUUGAUUCUUACUCAAGAAUAUUUUUCCCCACUGCUUUUGGCCUUUUCAAUCUGGUUUAUUGGAUAGGUUAUCUGUAUCUAUAA